This is a messenger RNA of Trifolium pratense (red clover), 1036 nucleotides long. RefSeq lists its product as uncharacterized. The transcript is spliced from 2 exons. Bases 131 to 820 code for a protein of 229 amino acids. Lineage: Eukaryota; Viridiplantae; Streptophyta; Magnoliopsida; Fabales; Fabaceae. The record is from RefSeq and is a predicted model, not a curated record. Gene Ontology annotation, molecular function: hydrolase activity.
CAGAACCCCCAACUACUAUGCCAACACAGAUGAAAUUCAUUCGUGAAUUCCAAACUUCAAAACCACUGAAUUUCUUCUCCCAGAGAUCAAAACUUUCUCCUGAAUCAGUUAUCAGCAAAGACCAACCACGAUGUCAUCAUCAGACUUCACAAUCGAAUCAUUCACAGUAGAAAGCAACAAUAACGACGGAGUAAAACUCCAUACAAGGCUAUUCAAACCAGGUUCAACAACAGAUGUUAAAGACAAAAACUUUGCGAUAAUUCUGAUCCACCCAUAUUCUGUUUUGGGUGGUUCACAAGGUCUUCUUAAAGGUAUAGCUUCUGGGUUGGCUGUAAAUGGUUAUACUGCUGUCACUUUUGAUAUGAGAGGUGUUGGUAAAUCUACUGGUAAAGCUUCUCUUACUGGUUUUGCUGAAGUUAAAGAUGUUGUUUCUGUUUCCAAUUGGGUCCAGAAUUCUCUUUCUAUUCAGAAAAUCUUACUCAUUGGUUCUUCCGCAGGUGCACCUAUAGCAGGGUCUGCUGUUGAUCAGAUCCAACAAGUAAUUGGUUAUGUCAGCAUAGGUUAUCCGUUUGGCAUCACUGCUUCAAUCCUUUUUGGAAGACACCACAAAGCCAUUCUACAAUCUCCAAAACCCAAACUCUUCAUUAUGGGAACACAGGAUGGAUUCACAAGUGUAAAGCAGCUCAAAAACAAGCUUAAAUCUGCAGCUGGACGCGUUGAAACACAUCUAAUUGAGGGAGUAGGCCACUUUCAAAUGGAAGGACCUGCCUAUGAUACUUACAUGGUUGAUCUUAUCCUUAAAUUUAUUCAAUCAUUGUAAAGACAAACAAAUAACUCGUUUUCGAGUAUGUCUUUAAAUACUGGGAUUAGUUUGACUUUGUGUACAUAAUUGGGUGUAUCAAAUCUGCAGAUUAGACUCUUGAUUUGUAUCCUAUAUGCCAAAUUCUAAAAAUGAUUGAUCUCAUCAUUAAAUUUAUUGAAUCAUUGUAAAGACAAAAAUAUUCAAAAGUUGAGUGUGAUUUAAUUUGUUUGUGUA